Molecule: messenger RNA, 697 nt
Organism: Camellia sinensis
Lineage: Eukaryota; Viridiplantae; Streptophyta; Magnoliopsida; Ericales; Theaceae
Source: RefSeq, a predicted model, not a curated record
UCUUGAUGAGUGAGUUUAGAAAUAGGCUCAUCUCAUCAAAAUGCCAAGUCCAUUCACACUUGUUACAGAGCUAGUAAACAUGGUGGAUGAGGAGACGGAGAUUAGACAGUUCCGAAGCCACGCCCCGGAGGGCUGUUACGGCGAGAUCAUCAAGCUGGGUCCAAACCAACGCAAGGAAGCCAGUUCCAGAAAGUUUUACCAGCGCGAAGCCGAUUCCUUCGGGCCUUCGGUUCUCAAAAUUUUCGUUGGCGGCCGAGACACAGGUCGUGUAUUGACGCCUCAUCAUUUCAUUUGCUAUUCAAAGAUCGUGUUCCAGCUUGAUGGCAAUGAAGAACUCAUCAUCACAGCUGUUAGAGACGCCUCCUUUUUCCUGUAUAGACUCAAGGGCUUGCGUUUUCUUAUGGGAAGGAACAACUGCGAGGGCAUGCCAGAAGAAGAGAUCGAUUGAGUCCUGAAUAUCAUCACCAUCUGGCACCCAUUUUUUUACUUUUCCUUUAUGUGUAUAUAUAGCAUUUGGUGUGAUGAUUGUGUAAUAUUUUUAUGGUGUAAGGUAUUGGAUUCAAUUCGUAUAGAGAGGAGUUACCUUUGUAUAGAUUUAUUUCUCUCUCGUUACGAAGUUGUAUGUAAUUGAUAGUAGUUGUUGGAUCUAUUGUGGAUUAAUAGUUUAUUUGAUAAUGUAAAAUCAUAUUUGUAAUUA